CACAGGAAGGAAGAUCGUACCUUCCUUUCCUUGCACCCAACUUUCUCGCCUCAGCGAAACUAUGGAAGGAGCCCCAGGCUCAGACGGCUGCCUUCGGAGGGGCGACAAGGCGGCGCGGCGGACAGCAGUGGUGUUGCACAGCACCUGGACUCUCUGGAUAAGGAUGCCUUGGAGAGACAGGGACCACCUGCAGACCCCUGGAAACUGGACUCUCUUGGGCCUCCUCUUUGUGGGGUAUUUCCUGCCUCCCCUCCCCUCAGUGCAUAGCUACUUCAUGAGUGAGUCCAAAGCUGUGUUUCGCCGUGGCUGUGGUGAUUACUGGACCCUGCAGGACAGGAAUGAGAUGCCACCUCUCCACCAGGUGAGCGUGUGCACGGAGGUGUGCAUCCUGUCACCGGGGCAAUGGACAGCUUUCACCUACAGGACCCCGCACACGCCACACUAUGACCUGGCCCUAGGAGGUGAUGUAUGGGGCUUGGAGGUGUGGCUCCUGGGAGUUCAGCACCGCUUUUCCAUAGUUCUGCAAUUGCAUCGGUGGUACCACAUCUGCCUGCGGCGUAAUUCCCUUAGCAACAUCUUGCGUCUGGAGGUGGAUGACUGGGCUGCCGAGCGCACUGUCGUAGGUCAGGCCAUCCCUCCUGCUGGAGAGCUGCUACUAGGCUGUCAAGUCCAGGAGCACAAGGCUGCCAUGGAGGAGGCGGUUCGGGUGGAGCUGUACCUGUUCCGUGUGUGGAGGGAUGUGCAGCAGCACGGUGCCUGUGAGGACGGAGAUGUAGUGGGCUGGGACUCAAGCCAAUGGACAGUGGCUGGCAAGUCAAAGGCUCGGGAUGACUCUCUGCUCUGUGCAUUGCCGGUGGUAGGACGUCUUUUGCCCACACUGCUACCCAAGACGAAAGCAGCUCCCGACUCUUCAUCUGAGUCCAAUGUAAUGGCAGCAUCUUCAGUCCUCCCAGAGCUUCUGGGCCAGUCCCAGUAUACAGCUGCCCAGAGCACAUUCACAAAUAUAGAUCCAUACAACAUUCAAGAAGCGUGCUACAGGAUGGCUGUUGCUGUGGAAAUGAAUGGAGACCAUAUGAGCGUGUCAAACAUCAGCAGCUGGCUGGCUGGUGUCUUUGACAGAGUGCCAUGUGACCCCAGUGCUGCAGAAACCAACAUCACUAACUCAACACACAGUGUGCCUGUGCGGUCCGGCAUAUGCAGCCCAUCGUACAACUGGACAGGCGUCUCCUCAGACAGCACGUCAGGCACCCUUGAAGCCACCUCGGACAGGAAGGAAGGAAGGUGUACAAAUCAGGGAAAAGCAUCAUUCACUUUGCUCCAGGACGUUGAGGUAACAUGUGACAGCAAGGAGGCGAUAAGGAAAAUCAGUUGUACAGUGCUGUUGCAGCUGAGCCAACCCAUAGACACCUGUGUCCUUAACCAGCUGCUGCAGAAAGCCAGUGCCAGUGGUUCUGUUGAGGCCCAUAUCCUUGGAGAGGUGGAAAGAGUGGGUGAGUCUCGUAUAAAGAAAAGGGCCUCUAACCUGGACCAGGUCAUACUUCACUAA
This is a messenger RNA of Scleropages formosus (Asian bonytongue), 1546 nucleotides long. RefSeq lists its product as uncharacterized. The transcript has 13 exons. The record is from RefSeq and is a predicted model, not a curated record. The coding region runs from base 62 to 1546 and encodes 494 amino acids. NCBI's taxonomy places the organism in Eukaryota, Metazoa, Chordata, Actinopteri, Osteoglossiformes, Osteoglossidae.